This is a messenger RNA of Dichomitus squalens LYAD-421 SS1, 1479 nucleotides long. RefSeq lists its product as uncharacterized. Lineage: Eukaryota; Fungi; Basidiomycota; Agaricomycetes; Polyporales; Polyporaceae. The coding region runs from base 468 to 1442 and encodes 324 amino acids. The transcript has 9 exons. The record is from RefSeq and is a predicted model, not a curated record.
GAAACACCGCACACUCGCCGACAUAUGUCAAGGUAAGUGUGGCAGGCUGCAUGCUCUCGCGACGCAUGUCAUCUCGUAUCAGUCUACCUUGUGAUGGUCAGUCCCGUAUCUUCGCUCGUAGUUCCAUAUACACCUCCUUGUCUAGUAUCUAUCGGAAGUGCGUCCGGGUGAAGGCUCCGCAACUCGCUCCUCGUGUACCUUCGACUGCUUUGCAUGGGGACUCUUGGGCGUGUCGCCGAAGCGGGCUUACAACUUUCAAUGGUUCUGAUCCCGACUACGUCGGAUGCCAGGCGUCCACAUUCAAUCGGCUGCUUUCCAUGCGGGCUUUCCGUCCUCCUGUCGCCGGGACCUUCGGGACGUCAAGUGGACAGACGGCGCCCAAGCUCAGGUCCCGCAUAGAUAGCUGCGGGUGAUGUGCCCACUGUCCUCCCCGGAUCUCCUCAUGCUCGUCUUCGCUGGCGGCCCCCAUGGUCCUAUCAGGUUCCCAGGAUGGAGGUACUCUCAUAAUCACGAACUCCCAAAACCUGAGUUAUAGCGAGGUUGCGUGUGUGGCACUUCUCACUUGGGAUGUCGUCAUUACUCUGUCCGACGAGGUGGAGCUGAUAUGGAAGCGUAGAUGGACGGCGGCAAAAGUUAUGUAUCUGAUCGCCCGAUACCUUCCGUGGCUUGUCCAACUCGCCUUGCUCGCAAUCAAUGUCAACGGGACCACUGGCUUGUCGUUCACGAGCGGCCAAUGUGCUGCCUGGCAAAUUGUCCAAGGCACCCUGCUCCAGGCGAUUGUCACCUCUGUCGACGUCAUCUUGAUCAUUCGAGUUUAUGCCCUGUACCAUAGGAAUCGCAUACUGCUGAUCGGACUCGGAAGCUUGUUCUCGGCCGAAGUCGCGUCCCUGUGCUACAUUCUUGUCAAGGUGACUCCUCGGCUGACAUACAACGAUGAAUGCUACGUAGUCUCCAGCCCCUCGAUCUUCCAAUAUUACUGGGUUGUCUCUCUAGCGUUCGAGACCCUCCUGUUCACCCUGACAAUCGGAAAGUUCUUGGAUGGCGUACGGCAGGGAUGGGGCAGAGCGGUCAUGGUGCAACAGUUCGUCGCGGACGGAACGUGGGCAUAUGCCCUGAUCUUCCUGACCAUGCUCGUCAACAUGAUGUUCUACAAAUACGUGCACUCCGAAUUGACGGGAAUAUGCUACACGUGGCUGCUUGUCGUUUUGUCUUUCGCCGGCUCCCGCCUGGUUCUGAACCCGCGUGUCCGUGCGGCCCCUCCGGACAUAGACCUACAAAGCGACAUCGAGCUCGCGAGCAUCUCGACUCAACGCCGGAGGUCGGUGUUCACCGGAGAGGUGAUCUCGUUGACUCUGGAGCAUGCCACGCGGUCGCCAGCAUCGGAGAAGACGGGCUAUGUGUCGUAUCGCGAAGACUCAGAAGUAGCUUCCACUAUCGUGUAAUAUAGAGACCAUUUCGUAUGCAACAUGUACAUGAACG